Lontra canadensis (Northern American river otter) is the source of this 1194-nucleotide messenger RNA. It is a transcript of the gene IL15, whose product is annotated as interleukin 15. Gene Ontology annotation, cellular component: extracellular region. The transcript has 8 exons. Gene Ontology annotation, biological process: positive regulation of tyrosine phosphorylation of STAT protein; neutrophil activation; immune response. The coding region runs from base 196 to 681 and encodes 161 amino acids. The record is from RefSeq and is a predicted model, not a curated record. Gene Ontology annotation, molecular function: cytokine receptor binding; cytokine activity. Lineage: Eukaryota; Metazoa; Chordata; Mammalia; Carnivora; Mustelidae.
CCUGCAGCCCGGACUCGAUGGAGGGAUUGGUGAGAAGCCCUAGAAAGGCUGGAAUCCAGUUAUUUGCCAGCAGGAGACGUGCUGUAUAAUUAAGCUGUCAUUUCCCUGGAAGUCUUCUGGAUGGAUGGCUGCUGGAAACCCAUUGCCGUAGCCAGCUCUUCUUCUGUACCCAAGGAGUUACCCUGGCAUUGAGUAAUGAGAAUUUCGAAAACAUAUUUGAGAAGUACUUCCAUCCAAUGCUACUUGUGUUUACUUUUAAAUUGUCAUUUUCUAACCGAGGCUGGCAUUCAUGUCUUCAUUUUGGGCUCUGUCAGUGCAGGUCUUCCUAAAACAGAAGCAAACUGGGGGUUUGUAAUAAAGGAUUUGGAAAAAAUUGACAAUAUUAUUCAAUCUAUACAUAUUGAUACCACUUUAUAUACUGAAAGUGAUGCUCAUCCCGGCUGCAAAGUCACAGCGAUGAAGUGCUUUCUUCUGGAGUUACGUGUUAUUUUGCUUGAGUUCAGUCAUCCUGACCUUAAUGAAACAAUACCUAACAUUAUCAUCCUAGCAAACAGUAGUUUAUCUUCUAAUGCGAACAUAACUGAAACGGGAUGCAAAGAAUGUGAGGAACUCGAGGAGAAAAAUAUUAAAGAAUUUUUUCGGAGUUUUUUACAUAUUGUACAAAUGUUCUAUAAUUCUUGAUUGUAACUGAUCCUCUUCAACAUGUCUGCUAUUAACAAACAUCUUCCCACGACGUAAAGCAGUGAAACCCUCUGCAGUUCACAUGGGCUGCCCAAACCAGUUUUUCUAACAAGAGGAUAAUCCAGAAUCUUGAAUUGGAUGAACUCUUGGAAAUGAAGGCAGAAAAAUGACAUUGAAUUACAUGGUGUCUAUGAACUGUCCUCAUACUUAUUUUGUUCCCUUAUUCUUAAUUUAUUAUUGAAGUUGUACAUAUUUGUGGCAUAAUAUAAAGUAUUGAAUAAAACUGUGUACCUACUUUAUCCUUUGCACUGAUAUUUACCCCUUGUAAGGACAUAGGGGACAUUCCUUCAAGGGCAAGAGUGGAAUUACACAGCUGGUGGGCCUGAGCACCACUGGGGAAGGUCAGCUGUGUGCUCCAGCCAGUUAGGAACCCCUAACCACCAGCCUUCACUCACCUCUCCAGUGGGUGUCCCACAAGGAGGAAGAAUUGACUCCCAAUGAGGAAGGAGAAAU